Suricata suricatta (meerkat) is the source of this 324-nucleotide messenger RNA. RefSeq names its product 40S ribosomal protein S27-like. NCBI's taxonomy places the organism in Eukaryota, Metazoa, Chordata, Mammalia, Carnivora, Herpestidae. The record is from RefSeq and is a predicted model, not a curated record. The transcript has a single exon. Gene Ontology annotation, cellular component: cytosolic small ribosomal subunit; ribosome. Gene Ontology annotation, molecular function: structural constituent of ribosome; RNA binding. Gene Ontology annotation, biological process: translation; ribosomal small subunit assembly. Bases 1 to 324 code for a protein of 107 amino acids.
AUGAUUGAGCAUCUUUUCAUGUGCUUCUUUGCCAUCUUCCUUUUUGGCAGUGACGACCUGCCCACAAGAACAUGCCCCUUGGUGAAGGACCUCCUAUACCCAUACCUGGAAGAGAAGAGGAAGCACACGAAGAAGCACCUGGUGCAGAGCCCCAGUUCCUGCAUGAUGGACAUGAAGUGCCCAAGUUGUUACAAAAUUACCACCAUCUUUAGCCACGCACAAAAGGUGGUUUUGUGUGGAGGCUGCUCCACUGUCCUAUGCCAGCCAACAAGAGGAAAAGGAAGACUUACAGAAGGAUGCUCCUUCAGACAGAAGCAGCACUAA